GCCUCCAAAAGUCCUAAUAAGGAUAGAAAUACAAGACUGUGUGUGCGCAUGUGGAACUGGUUUAUCUAUUCUUGUGAGGAUCAAUUUUGGGAAAAACAACUUGUGAGGACAUUUGGCCUGGUUAGGACCAUUUUGCAGGUCCGAGUAAGCUCAUCCUUGAAUUUGAGCAAAAUAAUAUAUGGCCAUAUCCAGAGGACUUGCAACGUUGCUCUCUACCAGUAUUAAUUGAAAUGGUAUUGAAGUGCGGAAACAAUUGGUUAAUUCCCAAUGGUGUGAGAGGAUGAAAUUCCACUAUUAAUUAAUUUUUAUUAUCAAAGAUGUUUUCAAAUUCAUUGUUUAGAACAUGCGUCAAAAGACAAAACAAUAUAUUAUUAUUUUGGGGAAACGGGCAAGGUUCGGUGUUUUGUUUCAAGACAAAGCAAUUUACCAAAAGACAGCACUUUUGAUGAAUAAUACAUGCGUUUGCUCUUCGCUCGUUUAUCUCCGUUCUGAGGCUGCGAUCGCAAGCCGGAAGUGGACGUCACCGUCAGCGAUGGGACUGAAAAAAAAGAAACCACAAUGAUGUGGGGACUUACGAUCGUCUAGGAAACUAAACCCGCAAUGUUAAAACCUCAGGUACGAAGAUGAGAGUUCGUGUUGAGGCUGGAAUUGAGGCAACGGGAAGGGCUCUGGUGCAUUGCUAAAUGGAGUCUGAGCAGCUGUACCACAGGGGCUACUGCAGGAACAGCUACAACAGCAUCGCCAGUGCCAGUAGCGACGAAGAGCUACUAGAUGGGGCCGGGAUGGUCAUGGACUUCCACACCACUGAGGAUGACAACCUGCUGGAUGGGGAUGCUUCCUCCCCAGGAUCUAACUACGCCAUGUCUAACGGCGGGGGUAUGGCCAGUAGCACCACCCAUCUGCUGGACUUCCUAGAAGAGCCUAUUCCCGGUGUGGGGACCUAUGAUGACUUUCACACUAUUGACUGGGUCCGAGAGAAAUGCAAGGACCGUGAAAGACAUCGGAAGAUUAACAGUAAGAAAAAGGAGUCCGCAUGGGAGUUCACCAAAAGCCUGUACGAUGCUUGGUCUGGAUGGUUGGUUGUGACGCUCACAGGCCUGGCCUCAGGUGCUUUGGCUGGGUUGAUUGACAUUGCUGCAGACUGGAUGAAUGACCUGAAGGAGGGCGUGUGCCUGAGUGCUAUGUGGUUCAACCAUGAGCAGUGCUGCUGGACGUCCAAUGAAACCACCUUUGCAGAGAGAGACAAGUGUCCUCAGUGGAAGAGCUGGGCUGAACUCAUCCUCGGCCAGGCAGAGGGUCCAGGAUCUUACAUCAUGAACUACUUCAUGUACAUCUACUGGGCUCUGUCCUUCGCCUUCCUUGCCGUGUGUCUGGUCAAGGUGUUUGCUCCGUACGCAUGUGGCUCAGGGAUCCCUGAGAUAAAGACCAUCCUUAGUGGGUUCAUCAUCAGGGGUUACCUGGGAAAGUGGACAUUGAUGAUAAAGACUAUUACUCUAGUGCUGGCUGUGGCAUCUGGACUCAGCCUGGGCAAGGAGGGACCCCUGGUCCAUGUGGCCUGCUGCUGUGGGAAUAUCUUCUCUUACCUCUUCCCUAAGUACAGCAAGAAUGAGGCAAAGAAACGAGAGGUCCUCUCUGCGGCUUCAGCAGCUGGAGUGUCUGUGGCUUUUGGAGCACCAAUCGGAGGUGUCCUCUUUAGCCUGGAGGAGGUGAGUUACUACUUUCCCUUGAAGACCCUUUGGCGGUCCUUCUUCGCCGCCCUGGUGGCGGCCUUCGUGCUGCGCUCCAUAAACCCCUUUGGUAACAGCCGUCUGGUGCUGUUCUACGUGGAGUACCACACUCCAUGGUACCUGUUCGAACUCAUCCCCUUUAUUCUUUUGGGAGUUUUCGGUGGCCUCUGGGGCGCCUUCUUCAUCCGAGCCAAUAUUGCCUGGUGCCGUCGCCGUAAAUCUACCCGAUUUGGAAAGUACCCAGUUCUAGAAGUGAUCCUGGUGGCGGCUAUUACUGCGGUCGUUGCUUUCCCAAACCCCUACACACGUCAGAACACCAGUGAACUGAUAAAAGAAUUGUUCACUGACUGCGGCCCUCUAGAGUCUUCACAACUUUGCCAGUAUCGCAGCCAGAUGAACGGAAGCAAAGCCUUUACCGACAACCCGAACCGCCCCGCGGGCCCUGGUGUCUACGCCGCCAUGUGGCAGCUUUGCCUGGCCCUUAUUUUUAAAAUUAUAAUGACAAUAUUUACUUUUGGACUCAAGGUCCCAUCUGGUUUGUUUAUCCCUAGCAUGGCUAUUGGUGCGAUCGCAGGUCGAAUCGUUGGAAUUGCUGUGGAGCAACUGGCUUAUUACCACCACGAUUGGUUUCUGUUCAAAGAAUGGUGCGAAGUUGGCGCCGACUGCAUCACUCCUGGACUGUAUGCCAUGGUGGGCGCUGCUGCGUGUCUGGGUGGGGUGACCCGCAUGACGGUCUCUUUGGUGGUCAUUGUCUUUGAGUUGACUGGGGGGUUGGAGUACAUCGUCCCCCUCAUGGCUGCUGUCAUGACGAGCAAGUGGGUGGGAGACGCCUUCGGUCGGGAGGGGAUUUACGAAGCCCACAUCCGCCUGAAUGGGUACCCCUUCCUUGAUGCUAAGGAGGAAUUCACGCACACAACUCUGGCCAGGGAAGUGAUGAGGCCCAGGCGCAGUGACCCUCCACUAGCGGUGCUGACACAAGAUGACCUGACUGUGGAGGAGCUGCAGGCCAUCAUCAAUGAAACCAGUUAUAAUGGUUUUCCUGUGAUCGUGUCCAAGGAGUCCCAGAGGCUAGUGGGCUUCGCUCUGCGCAGGGACAUCACCAUUGCUAUAGAUAACGCACGCCGUAAGCAGGAGGGCAUCAUGUUGAACUCUCGGGUGUACUUCACCCAACACGCCCCCACCCUCCCUGCCGACAGCCCGCGGCCACUCAAGCUGCGCUCCAUCUUGGAUAUGAGCCCCUUCACCGUCACUGACCACACGCCCAUGGAGAUCGUGGUGGACAUCUUCAGGAAGUUGGGCCUGCGUCAGUGUCUGGUCACUCAUAACGGGAUUGUGUUGGGCAUCAUCACAAAGAAGAAUAUUUUAGAGCAUCUGGAGGAGCUCAUGCAUCAAACGGAGCCCCCGGCGGCUUCUCGGCAUCAUCACAAAAAAAGAUAUCCUUCGUCACAUGGCUCAAAUGGCAAACCAAGAUCCAGAGUCAAUCAUGUUCAACUAAUCCGCUCCUUCCAGGACGCCUGGACAGGAGGGGGCGGCAGUGAGGAGGAGGAGGAGGAGGUGGGCCUCCUGGACGGAGCCAACCUCUGACAUUCAGACCCAGUGUUUUGUGUUUGUCUGGACUGUGACCCCCAGAGACUCACCGGCCGUGAGAGGGAAGAGGAUGAUACCAGACUGACUAAAUUAUGAUCUUUCCUGCUGCUGAGGUCACUGUGAGCUGCGGGGUCAAAGACACACGUGUGCGCUCUCUCUCUCAGACAUGCAUGCUCCGACAUCACACACACACACACACACACACACACUAAUGUAUAGAUAUACAUUUGCACUCUUCUGUGUCCUAAUGCGGCGAAGGGUCACAGGUCAGGAUGAUCCGCUGACGGGCUUGCGAUGACGGACCUUGGCACUAGCUGGCCGAACAAGUGAACCUCCUGCCCACCUGCACAGCUGACCUGUCCGUCCUCCUUUGUGCGUGGGGUCCCCGUCCGUCUGUCUGUCCGUCCGUGUGUGUGUCAGUCACCAUAACAUUCCAGUCCGGUUACCAUGGAAACCCAGGAGUCACCUGACUCCGUAAUGGAGCAUCUCUGGAUCACGUUACCACACAGUUGCCCCCUGUUUUGGCUGUUGUGUUGGUGUGAGCCCCUGAAACUGUGCGUGCGUGCGUGCGUGUGUGUGUCCGAAUGUGAAGUCCUUUAAGAUGGAAAAAAUAUUUUCACGACCUCUGAGCCAGGCGUGUCCAUGUCAGGGUUGUGUGUCCAGUGUUCCAUGAUGAAACACUCUCCCUCUGUAAUUUAAACAAAGGAAAAAAGAAACUGGAAUCUUGCUUUUCACUUUGAGUAAAGACGACGCUACAAGUCUGCGUGCGUGUGUGUGCACGUGUGUGUGUGUGGUUGUCCUGUGGCUCGUGGACAAAGUCCUUCAUGUCGAACACUAAUUCACCAAUUCAAGCUAAACGAUUCAAGUUUUUCACUUUGUAAAUGGAAUAAAUAAAUAUACUGGCAGAGUCUAAAUUAUACAAGGUGAUAAAUUACAAUAAAAUUAUUUAAAUGAC
Synchiropus splendidus (mandarinfish) is the source of this 4269-nucleotide messenger RNA. It is a transcript of the gene clcn3, whose product is annotated as chloride channel 3. The record is from RefSeq and is a predicted model, not a curated record. NCBI's taxonomy places the organism in Eukaryota, Metazoa, Chordata, Actinopteri, Syngnathiformes, Callionymidae. Bases 684 to 3311 code for a protein of 875 amino acids. Gene Ontology annotation, cellular component: Golgi apparatus; synaptic vesicle; membrane. The transcript has 15 exons. Gene Ontology annotation, biological process: transmembrane transport; chloride transport. Gene Ontology annotation, molecular function: voltage-gated chloride channel activity.